AUGGCGGCAAGGGCAAUUUUCCAUGGCGGGUUGGGACUGGCUGACCUGAGCCUCCAUGAAAUUCCAGGAGAGUGGAGGAAGGCCAUUGCAGAUGGCUGUGAUUGGAAAGUCAUCAAGGCAGUUGUUUGGAAGGAGUUCCCGCAGCUCCUGGACCUGGUGUGCCAGAGUGGAAACACAAACCAAAGCAUAUCCAAACAGGAGGAUGAGCUCCAGCUCAUCAACAAGGUGAAGCAGGCCAUCACCUCCUGGCCAGGCGCCAGUGCUCCGAAGUGGCAGGACGUCUCUGCCACUGUUCUGCGGAGCAGACCAAAGUGCGGCCCCUGUGCUCCGUCCAUCUUCGCCUUUGUAGUGAGAUUUGGUGGCUCCAGCAAGAUGUUGGCGGACACACAAGCCUACGCCAGAACGUGUGGAAAGGGGGGCCGGGAGCUUGGCCAGGAAACUUGGGCCAUACUAUCCCAAGAGAUGAAGAGCUUCCCCGACCACCUCCGUUGGAGACACGCGCUGCUGAAGUAUGCAUACAGUGGGGUCAUGCCGAUCACAGCCACGGAUGCCAAACGAGCGAUGACAAACAAGGAGGUCGUGCAGAAGGCAUCGUGCGCAAUGAAGCUGCUCGACCAGUGGGCCGCAGUGACAGAACCCUACGCCAACGACGAGACCAAGCAGUUGGUGUUCCAGCCCCGACAGGUGUUGCAGGAUUUUGCCAACGAAAUUGGUGUCGCGCUGGCGACGCCAAGCCAAUGGGGCCAGACUCAGAAGAAGCCGUCUCCCAAGCAGCCGCCUUCCACCAACACCAUCUUGAGAGAAUACAACGACAAAGGUGUGCUGACAAACGCUCCAGCAGUCAUGGCUUCGAUGGGCUUUGCUGUGGGCUCUCAGGUGCAGCGCGGCAGCACUGUGGCGAAGAUCGACCGUGUCCAAGGUGAUGAGGUGCGCUUGACCGUGGAGGACAGCAAGGUAUUUGUGUCCGCUGCAUCGUUCAUCGCCAACGAGUGGAAGCAGUACAGUGAGCCAAAGCCGCAGCUGGAGGUGACGUGGCUGCAGCACUCCCCACCUUCGAGCUUGGACUUCCAACAUUGUCUGGUGAAGGGCAAAGUGUUCGAGGCUAUGGCAAAGCAGUGCGCGAAGUUGCAAGGCUGGGAUACUCUGCAGCUCUUUGCAAACCCGAAGGCUGUCAAAGUUGCGCAGAGUUGGCCUCCCAAGAAGCUCCACUUGCCGUGCGCCAGUACUCGCAUCUGGCUGAUUGAGGCAAGCAAGACCACGGCAGACCAGUUGCCCAUUGGAACAUUUGAGAACUACAUGGUGGUCAUUGGCAGCUGUUCCAAGACUGGCGCCGCGCCGAUGGCUUCCAGAACCCUUUCUGGCUAG
This is a messenger RNA of Effrenium voratum, 1365 nucleotides long. NCBI's taxonomy places the organism in Eukaryota, Dinophyceae, Suessiales, Symbiodiniaceae. The record is from the annotation of a GenBank genome assembly.